This is a messenger RNA of Carassius gibelio (silver crucian carp), 1715 nucleotides long. Its product is annotated as tumor necrosis factor receptor superfamily member 11B-like. The coding region runs from base 137 to 991 and encodes 284 amino acids. The transcript has 4 exons. Gene Ontology annotation, molecular function: protein binding. The record is from RefSeq and is a predicted model, not a curated record. NCBI's taxonomy places the organism in Eukaryota, Metazoa, Chordata, Actinopteri, Cypriniformes, Cyprinidae.
CAGCAGAUGAAAUGAGUCAGUCUUGUGCUCUGGUUCUAGUAAGUGUUUAGAGUAUCGUUUUGAAACAGGGCGUGUCUGAUGUGAGGAUAUAAGCGUGCGCACCGCGCGCAUCAAUGAAGCCUGACAGCAGCGCGCGAUGUUUCUCUUCACUGUAGUGCUUUUAACGGUUCUGUCUGGAGCCGGACUGGCGGCGGAUGGACACACUUACCGGCGCACGGAUCCGGUCACCGGACAGCAGCUGCUGUGUGACAGGUGUCCGCCGGGGACUCGCCUGGGCGCGCACUGCACAAGCUCCUGCGAGACGAACUGCGUCCCGUGCGGCCCGGGUCUGUACACCGAGUUCUGGAACUACAUCCCGGACUGUCUGCGGUGCGACGCGUGCUCCGAUCACCAGCGGGUCGUUCGGCCGUGUAACGGAACCGUGAACACAGUCUGCGAGUGUGAGGCCGGCUUCUUCUGGGAUCAGCACUUCUGCAGGACACACAGCCAGUGCAAACCGGGUCACGGAGUCAAAGCUGCAGGGACCCCACACAGAGACACAAUGUGUGAGCUCUGUGCAGACGGACACUUCGCAGAUGUCAGAAAGAUGCAUGCAGCAUGUGUUUCUCACAGUGCCUGCAAGACUGAUGAACAGCUGGUGAUGCCCGGAUCCAGGUGGCAUGAUAAUGUGUGUGCAACCUGUGAUCACCUCACACUUAAAGGAUUGGUGGAUGUAUUUGAGCCGGUUCUGUCUGGUCUGCAUAUUCAGUAUGGGGCUCCCAUUGAGCGUCUGCAGAAGUUAGUGCAUCGCCGUCUGCGCAGGAAGAGGUUUGGCAAGCGAGCUGCACUGCGGCGGGAUGAGGGUCCAGUACACGAGACGUCAGAGGAGGUACACCUGAACCUGCCAUCUAUCGUGGAGGAAUCGAACCUGAAUCACCUCGCAGACAGAAUCGCACGCAUAAUCCUGCGAUUCCAGCAUCGAUGCAAUGGCAGUGCACCACUAACAUUAUGACAGAUGAAGCCUGUUCACACUGCACUGAAACACACAAUGGGAUUUGUGUUUGAUACUGUCUCAUCUGCUUUUUAGAAUGUAGAAGUGCAUCAGAUUUUGCCCUGACCGUUAACUUCUUUGAGAGCUGGAUUAGUUUAAGGUGCUCAGAUUGUUCUCAUGCACUCUACAGUCUAUCCUGCUAAUAAAUUUCAUAUGCUGUAUUGCACUAGACUCCACUAAUUUGUAAAUAUUACAGAUAAUUUUUUUGUAUUGGUUUUGCAUUUUAAAAUGUUUCUUUAUUUAUUGACUAAACUGUAUCAGACUAUAAAACAGCUCAUUAAACAAUGAAAAGAGCUUCUGGCGAUUGUGGAAUAUAUUGUCUCUAGGGUUUUUCUGUGAUUGAAAUGCGUCUGCUGUCAUAUUUUAUGAAAGAUAAGAGUAAUAUAUCUUGUAAUAUUAUACAUGACAUUUUAAAAAUGCAUCUGUUAAACUGACUUCUGGUUUAAAUUGAUUGGUUAUAGUGAAUUUUUACAGAAAAAAAACAGACAGUCAGACUAGGAUUUUAACAUAUUUUAAUGAUUAUUUUAUGCCUCACUGUACACAAGAACUGUAUUCAAAUUCACCUAAACACAAUAUCAAUUUGCAUUAUUUCCUGAAACAGAAUAUGCCUUGUCAUAUUUCACUUCAAUGAUAUCAUGUUUAUUUUUGAUAUGUUAUUAUAUAUUAUAAAAAUCAUUAUAAAUCA